Molecule: messenger RNA, 1048 nt
Organism: Gymnodraco acuticeps
Lineage: Eukaryota; Metazoa; Chordata; Actinopteri; Perciformes; Bathydraconidae
Gene: gpn1
Product: GPN-loop GTPase 1
Exons: 8
Coding region: 54-875 (273 amino acids)
Molecular function (GO): ATP hydrolysis activity; GTPase activity
Source: RefSeq, a predicted model, not a curated record
AUUUUGCGACGGUACUAGUGUCUUUACGGCAGUUCACCACAACAUCAGACAUCAUGGCCUCCUCCGCAGUUCCGGAGGAUUUACCUGCGAACCGGGAGGGUUUAGCGGCCUCAGGAGACACCGGGACACCGGGGAGAGACACCGGGAUACCGGGGGCUGCUUCCCGGGACAAACCGGUGUGUCUAAUCGUGCUGGGGAUGGCGGGAUCCGGGAAAACAACCUUCGUUCAGAGGCUGACGUCUUACCUUCACACUCGUAAAUCUCCUCCUUACGUCAUCAACCUGGACCCCGCCGUGCACGAGGUGCCCUUCCCUGCUAACAUCGACAUCAGAGACACGGUGAACUAUAAGGAGGUGAUGAAGCAAUACGGACUCGGACCAAACGGAGGAAUCGUCACGUCCCUCAACCUGUUCGCCACGCGCUUCGACCAGGUGAUGCAGUUCUUAGAGAAGAAGCAGCAGAACCACCGGUACGUCCUGAUCGACACCCCGGGUCAGAUUGAGGUCUUCACCUGGUCUGCGUCAGGAACCAUCAUCACUGAGACUCUGGCGUCGUCCUUCCCCUGCGUCGUGAUCUACGUCAUGGACACCACCCGCAGCGUGAGCCCCGUCACCUUCAUGAGCAACAUGCUGUACGCCUGCAGUAUUCUCUACAAGACCAAGCUGCCCUUCAUCGUCGCCAUGAACAAGACGGACAUCAUCGAGCACAGCUUCGCCGUUGAGUGGAUGCAGGACUUUGAGGUUUUCCAGGACGCUCUGAACCAGGAAACGUCGUACGUUGGAAACCUGACGCGCUCCAUGAGCCUCGUGCUCGACGAGUUCUACUCCAACCUGCGGGUGAGACGGAGUUCAAUCAGGACGCAGUGUUCAUUUUAGCAGCUAUUUUUGAUCUAGUCUUUAGAUGAAAAUGGUUAUUAGUUUUAGUCACAUUUUAGUCCUUUUUAGCCUUCGUAGUUUUAGUCAAAAUGUUUUCUCUCUUUAAACUAAUUCAGUUCGGCAAAUACAGGAAUCUGAAAUCUGAAUGAAGGUGACAGCAUCAGGUGUUGAAA